Exophiala aquamarina CBS 119918 is the source of this 1059-nucleotide messenger RNA. RefSeq lists its product as uncharacterized. Lineage: Eukaryota; Fungi; Ascomycota; Eurotiomycetes; Chaetothyriales; Herpotrichiellaceae. The transcript has 5 exons. The record is from RefSeq and is a predicted model, not a curated record. Bases 1 to 1059 code for a protein of 352 amino acids.
AUGACGUUGUCGUUGAGAGGGCACCUACGAUGGAAGAUGUUUGGCAUGGACGAUUACCUUGCGAUACUCGCCACGACUUUCCACCUCGGCGAGGUAGUUGCAAUAAUAAUUGGAUUGGAUCACGGGUUGGGGCAGUCUGAAGAACUGUUGAGCGCUAGCGAUCUCUCAGAAGCGAGCAGGUCAGCCUUUGCUUCCCAAAUAUUGUUCCUUCUGUCUGCGGCAUUUGCGAAGGCCUCGACCUUGUACCUGAUGAUGAGACUGUUCAACCUGAGCGGUCCAAAAUCACGAAAUCAAACUCGAUCCAAGACACUUUAUAUCGUCGCUAUAACAAUACUGACGAUCGUGGGGCUUUGGGCAAUACUGUCAAUCGUGGCGAUAUCAGUCGACUGCUCGGUCAAUGGCUUCAUUCAAGCUGAUCAGGCUCAAUGUUCGCAUCAGUUCCUCCGGUGGCAGUUGAUUACCGCGUUCGACGUUGCGACGGAGUGUAUUUUAGUGAUUGUGUCGAUCGCGAUUGUUUGGCCCGUACAACUGCUCUUGUCUUUGAAAUGCCAAGUAGUGCUUGCCUUUGCAUUCCGCUUGCCUGUCGCAGCCCUUUCUAUCAUCCACCUCAAAUAUGUCUCGGAUUACACAGUAUCCAGCAACCCCGGAAUUGCUUUGGUGCCUGUCUUGGUACUUCAGCAAGUCCAGCUUUGUUGGUCCCUUAUUUCGGCAACAAUCCCGAACCUGAAAUCCUUUGUCAAGAGCUUCAGUAGUAGCUUUGGUAUCCAACUGGACCCCUCACUCACACAGGCUUACGGAUCUGGUAGACUUGGCCGCGGCACUGGAUACGAGCUUGGCUCUCUAGGCCAAAAUGGAGGUUCCAAAUCGCGAUCAGGUAAUCGUUCAUACAAUGACAUCGAAAGGCCAACAACACUUCCACGGCAGAUGCAAGACAACUUGAAGAGUCACCCAAAUGCAAGAGAUCAAGAAUCUAUCGCCAGUGCAGGAAGCCAGGAUCACAUCAUUCGCAAAGAUGUGCAAUGGAAAAUUCACUAUGAGAAUAAUGACGAGAGAAUCUAA